AUGGCAUCCAUGCUUUCUUCCGUAGCCCGUUCCGCCGCUACUAGGGCAGCACGAUCGAACGCUGCUUGUCAUAUCGUAGUUCGUCCUAUGGCAGGAUCUGCAGAAUCUCGAACAUCUGCUCUUGGCCAACUUGAUAGUAUUGAAAAGCUAGAAUCUCGUUGGUUGGACCAAGUUCCAGUAAAGGAUAAUGUAGAAUUCACCGUUUCCAAGGUCGAUGAUUUGGUCAAUUGGGCUCGCAAGGGUUCGUUGUGGCCCAUGACUUUUGGUCUUGCGUGUUGUGCUGUGGAGAUGAUGCACGCUGCAGCUUCUCGAUAUGAUAUGGAGCGUUUUGGUAUGGUCUUUCGAGCAUCUCCCCGUCAAUCCGAUGUCAUGAUUGUCGCUGGUACCCUCACCAAUAAGAUGGCACCCGCUCUGCGCAAGGUGUACGAUCAAAUGCCCGAACCGCGCUGGGUCGUUUCCAUGGGUUCUUGUGCAAAUGGAGGUGGUUACUAUCACUACUCUUACUCAGUAGUCCGUGGAUGUGAUCGAAUUGUUCCAGUGGAUAUCUAUGUUCCUGGAUGCCCUCCGACUGCCGAAGCUCUUCUUUUCGGUUUGCUUCAACUUCAAAAGAAGAUCAAGGGUAACAAGAGUCUAUUGCUAAAGAUGAGAAAGUAA
Messenger RNA from Cylindrotheca closterium, 654 nucleotides. NCBI's taxonomy places the organism in Eukaryota, Bacillariophyta, Bacillariophyceae, Bacillariales, Bacillariaceae. The record is from the annotation of a GenBank genome assembly.